Ostrinia nubilalis (European corn borer) is the source of this 1794-nucleotide messenger RNA. RefSeq names its product cytochrome P450 6B2-like. Gene Ontology annotation, molecular function: monooxygenase activity; oxidoreductase activity, acting on paired donors, with incorporation or reduction of molecular oxygen; iron ion binding. The transcript has 2 exons. The coding region runs from base 59 to 1624 and encodes 521 amino acids. Lineage: Eukaryota; Metazoa; Arthropoda; Insecta; Lepidoptera; Crambidae. The record is from RefSeq and is a predicted model, not a curated record.
GAGCUGUUUAGUUUCGAUCCAGUCGCGGUGCGCGGCCGUGGUCCUCAAGUCCCUCAAGAUGAUUGUUUUUAUUUUAACAUUCAUAGUGAUUGCGCUUUCAUGGCUAUACUAUGUUACUACGAGAAACCACAACUACUGGGACAAGAAGAAAGUGCCGUACCUAAAGCCAAAGCCGAUCCUUGGAAAUUACGGAGAUUACAUUCUAUUGAAGAGAUAUAUAGGAGAAAUAGCGCAGGACAUUUGCAGAACUUUCCCUAACGAGCCUUACGUAGGGACGUUUUACGGCUCGGACCCAGCUCUCCUGGUGCAAGACCCUGAAAUAUUAAAGCUUAUUCUGACCAAGGACUUCUAUUACUUCAGCAGCCGGGAGGUGUCCAAGUACACGCACAAUGAAGUUUUCACGCAGAACCUGUUCUUCACUUACGGGGACAGAUGGAAGGUCAUCCGUCAGAACCUCACUCCCCUCUUCACGACAGCGAAAAUGAAACUCAUGUUUGGCUUGAUAGUAGAAUGCUGCCACACCUUCGAAAAGUCACUGGACAUGGAGACAAGCGUAUCCGAUGUCAUUGAAGCAAGAGCGCUUACUGCUAGGUACACAAUUGAAUCCAUUGGAUCUUGCGCUUUUGGGAUUGAAACCAAUUCAAUGUUGCAAUCUGAACAAAAUCCUUUCAUCCUCAUGGGCAGUAAGAUUCUCGAAAUCUCCGUAAUAAGAGCUUUGUUGUGGAAUGCAAGAGCUAUGUGGCCAUCCGUAUUCUAUGGCGUGGGACUUAAGACUUUCCCUGAAGAAAUUAAUACGUUCUUCAAUACUAUUCUGACAAAUAUUUUCAAGGCCAGGGAUUACAAACCGACAGCCCGAAACGAUUUUAUUGACUGCAUUCUGAAUCUGAAGAACAACAAAUACAUUACUGGAGACAGCAUAAGCAGCGCUAAGGAUGGGGGGAAUAAGAAGGUUGUGUUGGAUGUGGACGAUGACCUGAUGGUGGCUAGCUGUGUGUUGUUCUUUACUGCUGGCUUCGAGACCUCGGCCACGGCGAUGGCAUACACUUUAUAUGAACUGGCGAAGCAUAAGGAGGAGCAGAGACGCGUUCAAGAAGAGAUAGAUGAGUAUUUGAAAGCGCGUGAGAAUAAGUUGGGCUAUGAUUGCGUGACCUCGCUGACGUAUACAGAAGCUUGUGUUGAUGAGGCGCUGCGUUUAUAUCCCGUGCUUGGAGUCCUGACGAGGGAGGUGGCGGAAGACUACACGUUCCCGUCUGGCCUGACUUUAGAGAAGGAGAGUCGCGUGCACAUUCCUAUGUACCACCUGCACCACAAUCCAGAUUUCUUCCCGGAUCCUGAAGCGUUCAAGCCCGAGAGGUUCCUGCCUGAAAAUAAACAAAAUAUCAAGCCUUACACAUACAUUCCCUUCGGGGAAGGACCGAGAAUCUGUAUUGGUCUGAGGUUUGCGAAGAUGCAAACUCUGGCUGGUCUGCUGACGAUCCUCAAGAAGUACUCCGUGGAACUGGCGGAUGGCACUCCCGAGAAGCUCCAGUUCGACCCACGGGCGAUCGUGACGACUCCCAUCGGUGGGAUCCCACUCAAGUUCACGCCCAGAGACGGUUGGAAACAGAGGACCUUUAACAAGUAAUGCUAAGUGCCAAAUGAAUGCGAGUAGGUAGAGUAAACCAAUGGUUGGGGGCAUGUAUACCCGUAGGUAUAAUAUGUAUAUACAGUAUGUCCCAUAAACAAUGGAUGACCUUACAACUAUCGAUCUCUAUAAUAUCAAAAUUUUCAACUCAGUAAAAAUACACAGAUUUA